CCAAACUCACUUCAGUUGUCUGCGCGUGUGGAUGUUGGUAAUAAAUAGGUAGGUUCCAGAUCAAUGUGGUGAGGCCGUGUGACUGAAAAUGGGAAUCUCUGGACUGCUGCAAUUCAUCAAAGAUGCUGGCGAGCCCGUCAGCGUGAAGAAAUACAAAGGCCGGACGGUGGCUGUGGACACCUACUGCUGGCUGCAUAAAGGAGCCUUCUCUUGUGCCGAAAAGCUCGCGAAAGGGGAACCCACUGACCAGUAUGUGUGGUACUGUAUGAAAUUCGUGGACAUGCUGCUGAACUUCGGUGUUAAACCAAUUCUGGUGUUUGAUGGACGCAAUCUGCCCUCCAAGCAGGAGGUGGAAAAAGCUCGCAGAGAACGCAGGGAAGUCAACCUCCAAAAGGGCCGGAAGCUGCUGCGUGAGGGCAAACUGUCGGAGGCCAGAGACUGUUUCACCCGCUGCGUCAACAUCACUCCGGCCAUGGCCCACAACCUCAUCAAGGCGGCGAGGGCCAGAGGGGUGGACUGUGUGGUGGCUCCCUAUGAAGCUGAUUCUCAGCUGGCGUUCCUCAGCAAAGCGGGUCUGGCCGAUGCUGUCAUCACGGAGGAUUCUGACUUGCUGGCAUUUGGCUGCAAAACGGUGAUUCUCAAAAUGGAUAAGCAAGGAAACGGGCUGGAAAUAGACCAGAGCAAUCUGGGUCGCUGCCGCUCGCUGGGGAACGUCUUCACGGAGGAGAAGUUCCGCUACAUGUGCAUCCUGGCCGGCUGCGACUAUCUGGCUUCCCUGCAUGGCAUCGGCCUGGGAAAGGCCUGCAAGCUGCUGCGUCUCGCCAAAGACCCAGACAUUAUCAAGGUGAUCAGGAAGAUGGGCCAGUACCUGAAAAUGAAUCUGGUCGUCCCCGAAUCCUACAUCGAAGGCUUCGUAAAGGCCAACAACACCUUCCUGUACCAGCUGGUGUUCGAUCCAGUCAGGAGGAAAGUCGUGCCUCUCAACCCAUAUCCUGACCACAUGGACCCAGCCACCCUCAGCUAUGCUGGACAAAAUCUUGGAGAUGACAAAGGUUUGGCGAUGGCUUUGGGAAAUCUGGAUGUCAAUACCUUGGAGAGAAUAGACGACUUUAAUCCAGACAAACCCAAUCCACAGCUGCGUAAACCCCAGAGCCACAGCUGGGCGGCUGCAGCCGGCUCCUCUGGGUCCAGCGUCUGGAGCAGGGCCUUCACCCCCGCCUCUGGCAGCCCCCCCCACCCCCCCCGCCCUGCAGACAGGCCCUCCUCCACCAGGGGGAAGGAGAGAAUCAUAAGCUCAAACGGCCUGAGACUGCCCUGCAGAGAGCUCCAGGUGAAGAGGCAGAGAGACGAGCCGCGUAUAUCUGAUGAGGAAGUGCUGCAGCAGUACUGCGGCUCUGGGCAGAAGCGGUGGAAGUCAGAUCAGCCACCAGACAAACCUGCAGCGAGCAUACAGCCCCCGCCACGCAAUCGCUUCGCCACCCUGCUGCAGAAGAGGAACCAGGAACCAGAGCACGGCCCCGUCACACACAGCAGGUUCUUCAGCAGCUCCAUCUCGGCUGAUAAUCUGAGCCCAAAGCAGUCCCCCCCGCCCCCAAAUACAGCUGCACUCCCCAGUGGAGACCAGUCCUCUGUGAGCCUGGACAGUGAUGCUCCCGAAAUCCCUUCAGUGGAAACGCCCAGCCCCCCCCCAUCCCCCCCCACCACGCCCGCCACUCAGGGCCUCAGACUCUUCCAGAGGUCGGGGGGGUCCUCAGCCAAGCAGCCAGACACGCCCAGAUCCAGCACAGGACUGGCCGUUUUACAGCAGUUUCAGUACAAGAGGGAGGCCUUUUCCUCCUCUCAAAAGGCACACGGACUCUCUGUAGAAGUCCCCCCCCCACAGCCAUCGUCCCCCGACGGGAUGUCGGAGGACAGACUCACCCUCUCAGACUCCCCCUCCUCCCAGGACAGCGCCUACGCCUCUCAGUCCCAGUCCUGCCCCCCCUCCCUCGACAGAGAGGACGCCUCCAGCUACAGCCUCCAGUCCUCCCAGGAGGAGGAGGCCACCUCUGAAAUGAGUUCAAGCUAUGACUUGGAACCAGAGGCUUCCACGCGUCCAGCCGAAGCGGACAGGAGACCUGGGGGGCAUCAAACCUCGAAGGUGUCAGGACUGUCCAAGUGGAGGCCCAGCAGGCCGCCCCAAGCUGUCAAAGUACAAACGCUGGGCCCGGCCAGGGCCAGCGGACUGAGGAGGAAAUCUGCUGCUUCUGGGAGGAAAGGCCCCCCCCCCAACAACGAGAACAACCCCGGUGUGCAGGCCAAAAUCAGCAGCCUCUGGAAGAACUUCAGCUUCAAAAAGGACGUCCAGAGGAUGCUCGUGUCUCCGGUCAAAGACUGA
Menidia menidia (Atlantic silverside) is the source of this 2377-nucleotide messenger RNA. NCBI's taxonomy places the organism in Eukaryota, Metazoa, Chordata, Actinopteri, Atheriniformes, Atherinopsidae. The record is from the annotation of a GenBank genome assembly.